Solanum dulcamara is the source of this 4369-nucleotide messenger RNA. Its product is annotated as kinesin-like protein KIN-14B. The record is from RefSeq and is a predicted model, not a curated record. Lineage: Eukaryota; Viridiplantae; Streptophyta; Magnoliopsida; Solanales; Solanaceae. The transcript is spliced from 23 exons. Gene Ontology annotation, biological process: microtubule-based movement. Gene Ontology annotation, molecular function: ATP binding; microtubule motor activity; microtubule binding. The coding region runs from base 150 to 4043 and encodes 1297 amino acids.
AAAUUCAAUUUCCAAAAUCCAUAGAGAGAGAAAGAGAAAAAACUUAGAGAGAGAAACAGAGAGGGAGGAAGAGAGAGAGAAAGCUCAAUCUCUCAUCUUUGCUCCAUUUCUAGAUAAAUUUAUCCCUAUUUUUUUUUGUUUAAUUAUCAAUGGCGGAGCAGAAGAGCAACAACAACAACAAUAAUAGGUGGAGUUGGGAUGUGCCGGGAUUUCAACCUCGGAAGUCGCCGGAGCAUGAAGAGUAUCAGAGACCGCCGCCAUUGGCUCGACGGUACUCGAUCUCAGCCGCCGCCGUUUCCACCGGUGCACCGCAUUCAGAGUUAUCUAAACACGCUAUCAACUCUAAGCUAUUGAAAUUGAAGGACAAACUAAAGCUUGUCAGGGAAGAUUACUCAGAACUGAGACAAGAAGCCAGCGACCUGCAGGAAUAUUCCAAUGCGAAACUAGAUCGUGUGACACGCUACCUCGGUGUACUUGCUGAUAGAACCCGCAAGCUAGAUGAAGCUGCACUUGAAACAGAAGCUAGACUCUCACCUCUGAUAUUGGAGAAGAAAAGGUUAUUUAAUGACUUAUUAACUGCCCAAGGAAACAUAAAAGUGUUUUGUCGUGUGAGACCUCUUUUUGAAGAUGAAGGUCCAUCCAUUGUCGAAUUUCCCGAUGAUGUUACAAUUCGUAUCAAUACCACUGAUGAUAGCUUAGCUAAUCCGAAGAAAGAUUUUGAGUUAGACAGGGUUUAUGGACCUCAUGUAGGACAAGUUGAACUUUUUAGUGAUGUUCAACCAUUUGUUCAGUCAGCAUUUGAUGGAUACAAUGUGGCUAUAUUUGCUUAUGGGCAAGCACACUCAGGAAAGACCCACACAAUGGAAGGAUCCAACCACGAUCGUGGUUUAUAUGCUAGGUGUUUUGAGGAGCUCUUUGAUCUAUCCAACUCCGAUGCAACGUCGACAUCCAAAUUUAAUUUCUCAGUUUCCAUUUCUGAACUUCAUAAUGAACAGAUAAGAGAUCUGCUCAUACAUUCUGGAACUGAUCUGCCGAAGGCUCGCAUAGGGUCAUUGGAUUGCUUUGUAGAACUUCUGCAGGAAAAAGUUGAAAAUCCAAUGGAUUUUGGCAGAGUUCUCAAAUUUGCUUUUCAGAAUCGAGGAAGUGAUGGAUCAAAAUUUAGAGUUUCUCAUCUGAUCGUCACUGUACAUAUACAUUAUACCAACUCGAUCACUGGAGAGACCUCAUACAGCAAGCUUUCUCUUGUCGAUUUGGCUGGAAGUGAAAGCACUAUUGAAGAGGAUAGUGUGGAGCAUGCAACAGAGUUGCUUCAUGUCAUGAAAUCUCUUUCUGCAUUGGGAGAUGUUUUGAAUUCCUUGACAUCAAAAAAAGACAUUGUUCCAUAUGGAAAUUCAAUGCUCACCAAAGUACUUGCAGACUCACUAGGUGAAAGUGCAAAGACGCUUCUGAUUGUUAAUGUCUGUCCGAAUGCUUCAAAUUUGUCUGAGACGUUAUCCUCCCUCAAUUUUUCUGCUAGAGCUAGAAAUGCCACACUAAGCCUUGGGAAUCGAGAUACAAUCAAGAAAUGGAGAGAUAUUGCCAAUGAUACACGCAAGGAACUUUAUGAGAAGGAGAAAGAGAUUACUGAUCUGAAGCAAGAAAUAGUUGGGCUAAAACAGGAACUGAAACAGGCCAACGAUCAGGGAGUUCUACUCUUCAAUGAAGUUCAGAAGGCAUGGAAAGUUUCUUCUACGCUACAGUCAGAUCUAAAGGCUGAGAAUAUCAUGAUUACGGAUAAAUUUAAGAUAGAGAAGGAUCAAAAUACUCAAAUUAGAAAUCAAGUAGCUCAGCUUUUACAGUUGGAGCAAGAACAGAAAUUGCAGAUACAACAACGUGAUUCAACUAUUCAGAUGUUGCAGGCCAAACUGCAAGCUCUUGAAUCACAGUUAAAUGAGGCAGUACGUGCCAGUGACGCUAGGUUAAAAGAUGGUUCAGAGUUAAGAUCUGCAGACCAAACAGGUUUGAAGGCAACGAGGGAUGACAUUGACCCAGCAGCUGUUACCAAGAGGCUAGAAGAGGAACUUGUAAAACGUGAUGCACUUAUUGAGAAAUUGCAUGAAGAAAAUGAAAAGUUAUUUGAUCGUUUGACAGAGAAAACCUCUCUAGCUGGAUCAACACAGGUGUCUAGUCCGUUACCAAAGGCUCCAAAUGCUCAGAAUAGAGAAACUGGAAGAAAUGAUAUCAAUGUCAAAGGACGUGCCACAGAUGUGCUAGCACUUCCCUCAUCAACUGAUAAGCCAGAUGGCACUGUUGCUUUGGUUAAAUCUGGUGGUGAAAAGGUCAAGACUACCCCGGCUGGUGAAUAUCUUACUUCUGCAUUGAACGAAUUUGAUCCUGAUCAAUAUGAUAGCCUUGCUGCAAUCUCCGAUGGAGCAAACAAGCUUUUGAUGCUGGUUUUAGCAGCAGUCAUCAAAGCAGGUGCCUCUAGGGAGCACGAAAUACUUGCUGAAAUUCGAGAUGCCGUCUUUGCUUUCAUUCGUAAAAUGGAGCCAAAGAGAGUGAUGGAUACCAUGCUUGUUUCCCGUGUUAGGAUUUUGUACAUAAGAUCCUUGCUUGCUAGGUCGCCGGAGUUGCAAUCUAUAAAGGUUUCUCCCGUUGAGCGCUUCCUGGAGAAAGCUAAUUAUAGUGGCCAAAGCAGAAGCUCUAGCCGUGGUAGUAGCCCUGGAAGAUCGCCUAUGCGCUAUGAUUCAAGUAGGAAUGCAUUGAUUGAUGAACAUAUUCAAGGGUUUAAAGUAAAUUUAAAGCCAGAAAAGAAAUCGAAAUUAUCAUCUGUCGUUCUGAAGAUACGUGGUAUUGAUCAGGACAUACAGAGGCAGCAUGUAACUGGUGGAAAGCUUAGGGAGAUAACUGAGGAAGCUAAAAGUUUUGCGGUUGGAAACAGAGGUCUUGCUGCUCUUUUUGUACAUACUCCGGCUGGCGAGCUUCAACGCCAAAUCAGGAAUUGGCUUGCCGAGAACUUCGACUUUCUGUCUGUCACUGAUGAUGCAGUUGGUGGAGCAACGGGUCAGCUCGAGCUUUUGUCUACUGCAAUAAUGGAUGGAUGGAUGGCUGGACUAGGUGCUGCAAUGCCCCCUAGCACUGAUGCACUUGGUCAGCUCUUAUCUGAAUAUGCAAAGAGAGUUUACAAUUCCCAACUCCAGCACUUGAAGGACAUUGCAGAUACACUGUCAACUGAAGUGGCAGAAGACUCUACCCAUGUGGCAAAGCUGCGUUCAGCUUUAGAAUCUGUUGAUCACAAACGAAGAAAGAUCUUGCAACAAAUAAGAAGUGAUAUGACAAUGUUGACAUUAGAAGAUGGGAGUUCACCAGUUCGAAAUCCUUCUACUGCAGCUGAAGAUGCCCGACUUGCAUCCUUGGUUUCCCUUGAUGGCAUUUUGAAACUAGUCAAGGAUGUACUGAGGCAAUCCUCUGUGAACAUCCUCAGUAAGAGUAGGAAGAAAGCUAUGCUAGCUUCUCUAGAUGAACUUGCAGAACGAAUGCCUUCCUUGCUUGACAUUGAUCAUCCGUGUGCUCAGAGGCACAUUGAUGAAGCACGACAUGCUGUUGAGUUAAUUCCUGAAGAGGAUGACCGGCUUCAUGAAAAUGUACAUGCUUCUCGGCCUCCUGCGGAUGUGGGAUUAGGGGGUGAAACUGACGUGACACAGUGGAAUGUUCUUCAGUUCAACACAGGUUCAACAAACCCAUUUAUCAUCAAAUGUGGAGCUAACUCAAACUCUGAACUGGUCGUUAAAGCAGAUGCACAGGUUGAAGAACCUAAAGGGGGUGAGAUUGUCCGAGUUGUUCCCAGACCAACUGUUCUUGAAAAUAUGAGUUUGGAUGAGAUGAAACAGUUAUUCACACAGCUCCCUGAAGCUCUAAGCUUUCUUGCUCUUGCAAGGACAGCAGACGGAACCAGAGCUCGGUAUUCCAGACUCUACAGGACUCUUGCCAUGAAGGUUCCUGCAUUGAAAGACCUUGUUGACGAACUUGAGAAGGGCGGAGUGCUGAAGGAUGUCAGGUCAUAAUAGAUCUUAUUGCUUCGGGGUAGGGUCUUCUUGCAUAUCUCUUGUGCAAUGACACUUCGGAUGUGCUGAUUAUUCAGCUGUGUUGCCUACUUGGCCUGUAAUUUUGAUAAAAUGUGUUAAUGCUGUCCCCAUUUUCCAUUUUGGGUUUUCAAGUUUUGUAUAGUUGUAGCAUGUGUAACAUUGUGUAAUAUGCCAUUUCUGGCUUACUGCAUAGGUGAAACAGAUGGAAGUGAACAAACACUUUGCUCUCAAGAUAUUUAUUAGCUCAACUGGCAAAUUAGUCCCCUUUUUUCCUGAGCAUCAAAGUAAUGUGGUUUGAGAGUUAA